Molecule: messenger RNA, 990 nt
Organism: Salvia splendens (bonfire salvia)
Lineage: Eukaryota; Viridiplantae; Streptophyta; Magnoliopsida; Lamiales; Lamiaceae
Product: P-loop containing nucleoside triphosphate hydrolases superfamily protein
Exons: 5
Coding region: 364-933 (189 amino acids)
Cellular component (GO): cytoplasm
Molecular function (GO): gluconokinase activity
Source: RefSeq, a predicted model, not a curated record
AGUAGUAUAAAUUUUAUAAGAUGCAGACAAGUCUUCAUUUCAAUUUGAAUACAGGUUAGUUAGUACUUAGUUGUCAAAUUUAUUACGCAAAAUAUCCAUGGAGACAGAGAAGCCAAGGGCCAGCAAUUAAAUAAUUUGAUGUUUUAUCUGCAACUCAGGCAUUUAAAACCAGUUUCUUUCAUAUGUUCUUUUGUUAAAAGAUUCAACAUUUAUAAUUGCUCAGAGCUAUGGAAUCAAUGGGCUCUUUCAUAUGUAUUUGAUGUGAAUAUUUAGAUUUUCUGGGCACAACAUAAUUAACAACAUUUCUUUGCCAUACAUCAACUUCAAUGGCUUGCAGUUUUGAAUCCAAUUCCUUGGCAUGAGAUGGCAUCUAAUAAAGGCAUUGCUAUAGUGAUUAUGGGAGUGAGUGGUGCUGGAAAAUCAACUAUUGGGGCUAUGCUGGCACAAGUUAUGAAUGCUCGUUUUCUUGAUGCCGAUGACUACCACCCGCAGUCAAACAAAGACAAGAUGAAGGCAGGGAUCCCUCUUACAGAUGAAGAUCGCUUCCCUUGGCUUGAAACUUUACGUGAUGCCUUAAGGGUGAGCUUGGUGAAUGGGGAAACCGUCGUUCUUGGAUGCUCUGCUCUGCAGAAGCAUUACAGGCAAAUUCUACGAUGCGCAGAUCCCAACUAUGUACCAGCUGCAGCUUCUUGUGCUGUCAGCUUUGUACUUUUGAGCGUGGAUGCAGAGGUUCUUGCUGCUCGAUUGGAGAAACGAGCAGCACAUUUCAUGCCGGCCAAGCUCUUGCAAUCUCAACUGGAUUUGCUGCAGAUAGAUGAAUCAGAAGGGAUACUCAAAGUUGACGCUUCACUUCAUCCUCACCAAACUUUGAAAGCCAUACAAGCUUUAAUUUCCUCAAGCCUGCCUCACUUGUAUCCUAAUCAUCAAUCUUAACUACUUGUCUCUGCUUUUUUGCUUCAAACUUCAAUUAUAAACAUUUCACUCCCAUCA